Molecule: messenger RNA, 4530 nt
Organism: Pantherophis guttatus
Lineage: Eukaryota; Metazoa; Chordata; Lepidosauria; Squamata; Colubridae
Gene: DPF2
Product: double PHD fingers 2
Biological process (GO): nervous system development
Cellular component (GO): nBAF complex
Source: RefSeq, a predicted model, not a curated record
GGUGUAAUUGCCUUCUCUUUUCCUGGAGCGUGAGGACGAGUUGGGGGCCACAUUACGCAUGCGCCGUCUUCGAACCUGAUCGGAAGGUUUCAUGGAGAGCGGUCGCCGGCGUCAGCGCGAACGGGCCCUCGGCGCAUGCGCCCUCGCGUGCUUCGCGUCCACAGGCGGCAGAGGGGAAGAUGGCGGCGGUGGUACAGAAUGUGGUGAAGCUCCUUGGUGAACAAUAUUACAAGGAUGCAAUGGAGCAAUGUCACAAUUAUAACGCCCGGCUGUGUGCCGAAAGGAGUGUCCGAUUACCGUUCCUGGAUUCGCAGACUGGGGUGGCGCAGAGCAACUGCUACAUUUGGAUGGAGAAGCGGCACAGGGGACCAGGUUUGGCGUCUGGCCAGCUCUAUUCUUAUCCGGCUCGACGUUGGCGGAAAAAACGCCGUUCCCAUCCUCCAGAGGAUCCAAGACUUUCUUUCCCUACCAUUAAACCAGACACUGAGCAGGCCCUAAAGAAAGAAGGCUUAAUCUCUCAAGAUGGCAGCAGUUUGGAGGCCCUCUUAAGGACAGACCCCCUUGAGAAACGCAGCUUGCCUGACCCUCGUACCGAUGAAGACAGCCUCAGCGAGUUCCCCGUUGCCAAUAGCCGCACCCGGAAGCGGAUCCUGGAACCCGAUGACUUCCUGGAUGAUCUGGAUGAUGAAGAUUACGAGGAAGACACCCCAAAACGACGAGGCAAAGGAAAGGCCAAGGGUAAAGGAGUUGGGAGUGCUCGGAAAAAGCUGGAUGCUGCCAUUUUGGAAGACAGAGACAAACCUUACGCAUGUGACAAUAGUUACAAACAAAAGCAUACCUCGAAACCUCCUGACCGAGUCUGUGGGAAACGCUACAAGAACCGUCCGGGCCUGAGCUAUCACUACGCUCACUGUCACCUGGCGGAAGAAGAAGGGGAGGACAAGGAGGACUCUCAACCCCCCACGCCCGUCUCACAGAGAUCAGAGGAGCAGAAAACCAAGAAGGGUCCCGAUGGCUUGGCCCUGCCCAAUAAUUACUGCGACUUUUGUCUGGGAGACUCGAAGAUCAACAAGAAGACGGGGCAACCCGAAGAGCUGGUUUCGUGCUCGGACUGCGGGCGAUCAGGGCACCCAUCUUGCUUGCAGUUCACCCCAGUCAUGAUGGCUGCCGUGAAGACCUACCGCUGGCAGUGUAUCGAAUGCAAGUGCUGUAACAUCUGCGGCACCUCGGAGAACGAUGACCAGCUGCUGUUCUGUGACGAUUGUGACCGUGGUUAUCACAUGUACUGCCUCACCCCACCUAUGUCAGAACCCCCAGAAGGGAGCUGGAGCUGUCACCUCUGCCUGGAUUUGCUGAAGGAGAAAGCCUCAAUCUUCCAGAACCAGAACGCCUCCUGAUCACUUUCCAGUCUUCGAAGAGAACCUUCACUUCUCCAGUCUUUCUCUUGGGGGGGGGUUAAUCCAGUUCCUCCUGCCGCCUCCUCCUCCUCCUCCCACUUUGGGUCAGUGUCUCCCUUAUUGGUUGGAUCGCACAUCCGCACGCAGACACACACUCACACACAAAACACAUGCACACACCUCUGCCUCACCAUGUCUCCUUCUGUCAUUCCCCCCUGCCUCCUCUCUGGCAGUUGGGGCUUAAAAUUCCUCCCCUCCCCCUUAAACCUUAACCUAAGGAUUUUGAGACCCUUUUCUCAAUAAUAAUAUUUUAAUAAUAAUACUCCCAGCAUCCAUGAUAGGUUGAGGAGCACCACAGCUGGCCUGGGAGCAUGAAAUGCUCCUUCUUUUCUCACUCACACCCCAGCUUGAGGGCUCUGUCUGUACAAGCGAGACCGGAAGCAAAAAAAAAGAAAAGAAACCUAUUGAAUGGUUUUUACUUGAUUUUUUUCCAUCUGCUUCCUCUGUUCAGCCCCAUCGCACCACCCCCGUAACCCCAAAUCUUCUAAACUCCACUUGUUCCUUCGUCCCUGUAAGAAACCUUUAUUUUACACCCCAGCCCCAGCCCCCCCCUCCCCCAAGCAUGGUUCAAAAAUGGCACCACAGCAGCCAUUUGAGAGGAUUGUGGGUGGCAUGGGAACCCAAAUCAAAAGGCCAUCCUCCAGGCUUGGCACAAGCAAGCGCUUCAGCAAAGUAACUCGGUUUGCCCCAUUCAAAAUGAUCAUCUCGGACUUUGACAAAUCAGCAUCUUGAAUGAGUUAGGAAAAUCCUGCUCGGUUUACAUCCAGGGGAAGAGAGUGUGUAUCCCAUCACUUUCCCCUCUUCGUUUACCAAAUUCCUUAAGUAUGGGGCCUUGGGUACCAAUCCCACAUGGCGUCGAUCCAUGUGACGUGACGGUGGAUUUCAAGAUGCUUUCUUCCAUGCGCGUGUGUUGGUGUGCACGAGCAUUUAAAGCUCCAUCAAGCUUUUUAACACACCGGCGUUAAUCCCUUCCUUCGUUCAGGGAGUCCGCCGGGAUGUGUAAAUUGUGUGGAAGACUUCAAGGGCGGUGGUUCAUUGGGCAAUUUUUGGGUGGAUGCUGACUCUAAAGCAGGGGGUGUCCAACCUUGGCAAGUUUAAGACCUGUGGACUUCAACUCCCAGAAUUCCCCAGCCAAGAUAGCUGGAUUGACGUCCACAAGUCUUAGCUGGCUGGGGAAUUCUGGGAAUUGAAGUCCACAAGUCUUAAAAGUUGUCAAGGUUGGAUACCCCUGCCCUAAAGCUUUGGGCUUAUUCAAAUAAGCUGCUUUAAAAUCUAUUUUGAGUCUCCAUCACCAGAGGCCUAGAGUGAGCCACGUCCCUCCUGCAUGCUUUUUCUUCCAACUCUUGCUGCUUCCUGGUCCGAUGGGACUCCGGGGUGUUGAACUUCUCUUGCAGGAACAAACCCCCUUUUUUCUUUUCACUAUUUUCCCCUCUCCCCCUCGGGCCCCAAUUUGAGGAUUUGGUCUUGCUUGACAAGUGAUGCUUUUUAAAUUAAACAAAAACAAAAAAAUCCGAAUCCCCAUUCCUUUUCCUCCUUCCCUCCCCUCCAGUGGCAAGGUUUUCUGCAAGAUCCCGCUUGCAGAAGGAGAGGCCUUUUUUCUGGAAUAGGGUUUUUGUGUAAUAUUAUACUUGUAAUGUGCCUGAUUUUUCUAAAGAUUGUCUUUAAAACCUACCUCCAACAUUCCCUUUCACACGCAUCCUUCCGCGUCUUCUCCAAAGGCUCCUUCUCUUCUUCCAUCUUUGCCGAAAGCGAGGGGAGACUCGGGACUGCCAAAGCAGAUGGGAUCUGCUCUCUCUCUCUGUCGCGCUCACUGGGAUCUAGUCCGCACACAAGUGCUGGAAUUUGUUGAUGUGAGGUCGAACUUAAGGCCGGUGGCGUCUUCCUCCUUGAUUCUCCCUACCCUGCUUGGCAGGAGAGAUCAGCCUUCUUGACUCGGUGCCUCGCUUUGAUCGCCGUGCUAUCUAGGAUGAUGGGCAGUGGGGGCCCAGCAUGCUGAAGGACACCCAAUAGUGGGAAAGGACGAGAGAUAUGGGUCCUAGUGGGACAGAUUUGGCCCACAAGAGAGCCAGGAACAAAGUGACCGCUGGAAGCUUUGAUCCAGUCACCUUCACUGCCCGCUCAGUCCUUCAAGAGGACUUGAAACUUGAAGACUAAAAGGUGUUCCCUUAUGGGGAACUCUACUGUCUCUUGAGUUAUGUGUAGGGGAGAGAUAACUAUUAUUUGUGCACUUAACUUGGCUCUGGAUUCCCUUUUAGCUGUAGUUUUUUUUUUUUUUUUUUAAAUUCGUUUUAAUUCUUUUCUCUCUCCAUACCCCAGGGAGAUGCAGCUGGGGCUGGCUGUCAAGGCCCCCACCCCCCGUGCCCCAAACAAAGAGAGAAAGUUGUGGAAACGUUCCCUUGGGGUGGGGUGGGGUGAGGGGUUUACAUGUUCUCAUCCCCAAUCCAGGUUGUUAGGUCCUCAUUUGAAGCAUCACACCUGUGUCUUAAAAAAAAAAAUAGCUACCCAAAUAAAAAAAAAAAACCAAAACGGCUUCUUGGAACCAGUUUUAUGGUAGCCUGGCUCUUUGGCUUGGGGAGUUGUGGGGGGGGAUAGUGUGUGAAUCUGUUCAGUGCUGCAACAUUGUGGGGUUUUUCAUGCUCAGGUUAGUUCUGUCGGUUUGCAGGGGGUGGGAGGUAGGGCGGGCUGUAAUACCUCAUUUCUCUCUCUCUCUCUCUCUCUCUCUCUCAUUGUGACGCCCACAAAUAGUUGUGCAGCUUCGCACCUCCUCUGCACUGUGUCUUGUUUUCUCACCCCACCUCUACAACUACCCAUUUUCUGUUGAGUUGGUUGCUUGGUUUUUCUCCUUCCUUUCCGAGUAAUUGAUUUGUGCACCCUUCUGAUUGCAUCUAAGGUUUGGAAUUUGGGCUUUCUUUAAAAAAAAAAAAAAGCAAAUAUUGAGACUUUCCAUACCUUCCCCACCCCCCACCCCCAUCUUUUAUUAUUGCAGUAGAAGCUGAAAUAUAUUUUGGCUCCCUCCCCCAGUUUUAUUUUAAGGCUGUAAUAAGCAUUAGCUAAUAAAUACUGCUUUUAUUUA